Adineta steineri is the source of this 549-nucleotide messenger RNA. NCBI's taxonomy places the organism in Eukaryota, Metazoa, Rotifera, Eurotatoria, Adinetida, Adinetidae. The record is from the annotation of a GenBank genome assembly.
AUGGCCUUUCCAGAUCUAUCUUCAGCGAAUCUUUUGACAGUCAACGAAGUUACCAACGAAAAGUUCGAGGUAGUUGAUGCUGAGGGUGGAACACUCUUACUAGAUAACAGACGGAUAUGUGAAUCAGCAAAACAUCGUAUUCCUGGAUUUGCUCAGGGUAGUGGCUCAUAUUCAUCAGGUAUUCACCAUAUUCGAUUUAAAAUACUUCGUGGCUUUUUAUUUGUUGGCAUUCGUUCACGAAAUCAACCAGUUCAAGUGGAUUUCUCCGGUGAAAACACCCAGUAUCUUAACAGCAGCUGCAUAUGUGGUUGGUACAAUAACAGACACAGUGUAGUUCAUGGUACACCAAAAAAAACAGAUCUGAAAAUGUUUGCUAAUGCCAAUGAUAUCUACGUGUUGACAUUAAACUGUGAUGAACGACGAUUAAGUAUAACAUUACCAAAUGGCCCACAACACGAUGAAAUAGAAGUUGAUCUUCUUCGUACGCCUCUCCCCUGGCGUUUUUGUGUUAUGCUUACUCGUCUCGGUGGUUGCUUAUCAUUAGAAUAA